Messenger RNA from Rubroshorea leprosula, 1171 nucleotides. The record is from the annotation of a GenBank genome assembly. NCBI's taxonomy places the organism in Eukaryota, Viridiplantae, Streptophyta, Magnoliopsida, Malvales, Dipterocarpaceae.
AUCAUUCCAGCAAAUGCCCAUUACUCUUCUUCAUUGAGCUAGAAAUUGCUCAUCAAAGGCAACCGUAGGACACACACCAUCUUUAUCUUGAAAUAUAACCAGAGAUAUGGUUGGACCGCCUUUCCUGGUUACAUUCUUGUUCAUGAUUUGUUUGAUUAUGAUACCUCUAGCAGUUGCUGAAACACCGAAUUACACAUGGGAGCGCGGAACACCAUGGAGUGAUGGAACGGAUGGGGUUACUCAAUGUCCAAUACUGCCUGGAGAGAACUACACAUACGAAUUUGUUGUUGAUAAGGCCGGAACAUAUAUGUACCAUUCCCAUUAUGGAAUGCAAAGAGAAGCUGGGCUUUAUGGACUGAUUAUUGUAUCACUUCCAGCUGGAGAGUCAGAGCCUUUCAGUUAUGACCAUGACCAUGACCGUGAGCAUGACCAUGGAAUUACUCUUAGUGAUUGGUACCAUCAUUCAGCUUAUGAUCAUGCAACGCGCUUGUCUUCAAAACCUUUUGAAUGGAUCGGAGAGCCUCAGUCAUUGCUGAUAAAUGACAGAGGAAAAUACAAUUGCACAGGUAUUCACCCUAGUGUCUGUAACUCAUCUCUUCCUCAGUGUUCCCCUUUUGCUCUCACAGAUCAUAUGAUGAAAGCUGUUGAAGCAGAUGAGAAUUUCGUCGAACCAUUCUUGGUUGAGAACCUAUACAUUUACUCCGGUGAGACCUAUUCUGUGUUGAGUGUUGCCAAUAACAGGAAUGCGAUUUCUCGCACUGGGAUUUACAAGCUGGAGUUUGGUUCAACUGUGGAUAUUAUAUUGCAAAAUGCUAAUACCAUGAAGAAUGAAACUAGUGAGACACAUCCGUGGCAUCUACAUGGACAUGAUUUUCGGGUCCUUGGUUAUGGAGAGGGGAAAUUUAACUUGAAAACGGAUGUUAACAAGUAUAAUUUGGUUAAUCCGAUUAUGAAGAACACAGUGCUGCUUCAUCCUCAUGGAUGGACUGCUGUGAGGUUCAAGGCUGAUAGUCCAGAUGUGUGGCUUUUCCAUUGCCAUAUUGAGGCUCAUUUCUUUAUGGGUUGUUUAUGGUGUUUGAGGCUGGAGUGGAGAAAGGUAGGGGAUAUGCCCAAAUCUAAUUUGGGUUGCGGCAAAUCCAAAUACUUGAUUGCACCAUAGGCCCAUAGUUUA